AUGGACAAUUGCAAUUCGGGCCUGUCAAGGACGGCUGAUGUGCCCAGAGGUCUGCAGGGGAAGAAAAAUGUCUUGAACUAUCAUCUUUACAGCGCAGUAGACGAAAUAAUGUGCCAUCGAGGUAUUAAAAAUGAGAUGCGAGACGGACUGAUAGGGUAUGGGUUCGAAUGUCUUCAGGUUGCUAUUCAGGAGUGGGUUCUGGGCAUCGAUAGAGACUUGAUAAAACAGUCUCGCAACUUCAGGCGCACUUUUAAAGAAGUCUUUGAUCGCGAGGAUCUAAUAUUGCUCAUUCGCGAGCUUGGUCUUGGCGAUGAAACCAGUGAUGAGGCGGAUGAGGCGUGGAUGAGGUGGGUUUGCGAUCUUGGCACCUGCACACGCAUUGUUCUCAUUCGUCAUAUUUGGCAAUAUCUUUAUAAAAAUAUUUUUGCCGAAAGAUACCCUAUCGGAGUUUCCGAAGACUCUAGAUCGACAUUUGAUGACAUAUUUUCGGUCAUGAAGAGUGGCCGUGAGGAUGAGAACACGAUUCUUCUAACAAACAAAUUGAGAUCAAACAUUGUCACGUUGCUGACAAAGAGCGAAACUUCUCAGCAGCGGAAAAAGCGCAGGGUUGGGGAAUUAUCGCGUGGACUAGCGAAAAGCUUUCCUACUCGUUGGAUCGACAUCAAAACGCUUGAACCGCACCUCAACACUCUUAAAAUCAAUAUUAUUCAGAACGCAGUUGGUCUACAUGAGUGCAUUGCGUGCUCUUCACACGAGUAUCUAUUCAUGAGCCCUGGAUCUCCCGAUUUGGUGCGAGGAGAGAUUCCAGAUGAACCCAAACUUUUGUCUUGGGAUCUCAAGGACACAUUUACAUGGCUAUCAAGUAACAGAGAUAUCGACGGUGUGCUUCAGUGCCUUUACCCUGGAUUAUACAGGCGGGGAAUGUUAGGUGAAGAGAACGUACUGGAGGCGCGCCCCGUCGUCCUUGUGUAUGGCCACAAAGGCCCCAAACCACCUGGAGGUCUUAAUCCUCAAGAAAGUAAAAAUAUUGAAAGAAAGGGUAUUCUCAGAGUUCGUCGCGAAAUGAAAGACACUGAUGAUACACUACAUCGAAGAAAAUGA
Molecule: messenger RNA, 1101 nt
Organism: Talaromyces rugulosus
Lineage: Eukaryota; Fungi; Ascomycota; Eurotiomycetes; Eurotiales; Trichocomaceae
Exons: 2
Coding region: 1-1101 (366 amino acids)
Source: RefSeq, a predicted model, not a curated record